Molecule: messenger RNA, 479 nt
Organism: Aspergillus brunneoviolaceus CBS 621.78
Lineage: Eukaryota; Fungi; Ascomycota; Eurotiomycetes; Eurotiales; Aspergillaceae
Exons: 2
Coding region: 71-340 (89 amino acids)
Source: RefSeq, a predicted model, not a curated record
CCUGCCGUCGUCCCUACCGGACACUAAAACUACGUACCGGUAGUCAAUCUAGUCUAGUGCAGCUCCAAUAAUGCCUUGGCUUUCAUCCCACUACAGCAUUCUCUGGCUGCACUACACUCAACUCAUCCUUUGGCCCAAAUGCUCAUUGUCCGCACGCACUGACUGUGUGCUGUACUACUCGUACUCUGCCGUAAGUGGGUAUGAGUAUCGAACUACGAUCGUCAACCAGAUGAGCUCAAGCCGAUCGGGUCCUAGAGUGGAGAGAAUCUUAGCCCAGAAUUGCUCGGAUCUACAUUAUUGUUCGUUUGUCCCGGUUUCUAACCACAGAGUAAAUUCAUGAUAAGAGGCCACCAGCUGAAUGUUGUCCCUUUCAACGCCUAUCCCAAGUGUCCCAGUUCUUUCAAUCCCAUCAUAGUUCUUAUUCCGCAUAGUUGCAAUCGCAGGACUGUUCAUGCAAAUGGAGAAAACCGCAACCAAAC